AUGGCACCCAAUCGGACCAAUGUGGCCAUCAAGGAUGGGUCACCCUUCUGGGGCCCCGAAUUCAUUUUCCAAAUUGCACUGUCCCAAUACCAGUCCGCGGCUCAGUCGGUGGUGGAUUUCAAAGAACUCAAACACACCGAAUGGACAAUGACGCAUGCAUUCUAUGCCGACAUGGGUGGAUUUCAUUUGAAAGCCAGAGGCUCGGAGCCCUUCCCAAUCAACGCAAAGCAGCUUCAUCAUUUGGUUCUGAAUAAAUACGUGGAGAUGCCGACGACUACCAAGAGAACCAUCGAAGACAAGAAUAAGGUCGACGCGAUGCUGCGAUUCAUCACUGUGGCUCAGUGUCUCUGGUUUCUUAUCACUACCCUGGGACGACUACAAAUGCAUUUGCCUAUCACAACAGGCGAGCUCACCACGGUGGCAUUCAUCCUCUGCAGUCUACCAACAAAUUUGUGCUGGAUCUCUAAGCCCGCCGACGUGAAGACCUCCGAAAUCAUUGAGACGAGCAAAACUAUCGAAGAGUUAUGGCAAGAAAACAACGUAGAUAAAGUCAAAGCGAAGCAUUACUUCACACCGAUGGACUACGUGGAUCGCGAAGAGAGAGAGUGGGCUUGGUCUAUAUAUUGGUCCAACUGGGUCAAUAUCCUCCGCAAUAUGCGUAUCGUCAUUAUUCAUCAAAAGAGGCCAAUUACUCGAUUCCAAAAUACCCGGGUUGCUAAGCUUACAACAUUGUCUUAUGCCUUGUUCCUACUCGUGACAGCCAUAUAUGGGGGCAUAUUCAUGUUUGGCUGGGAUUAUGAAUUCCCUACCCGCGUCGAACAGAUUCUGUGGAGAGUCUCAUCCACUGUCGUUCUGGCCUGCACGGGCUUCUUCUGGGCAAUCGGUUGGAUCGCCUUCACGUUGUACCCGAAUUAUAUUCGACCAUACCUCAAAGCUCGGGAAUGGGGAAGGAGCAUCCUGUCAAUUGGUGAAAUGGAUCCGUUCGCACACCCGGCAUUGAUCCGUUUCAGCAAAAUCGCGGAACAUAUGGCCAAGUGCAUCAGAAAUAACUCAUUCAACCAAGACCCAGCUAUGCAUGUUCCGUUGAAAGCGAUUCUCCCGAUUUACGUGGCUGGUGUGCUAUAUUGCUUUUCUCGUGCUUACAUCUUCCUCCAGGAUAUUAUCCAACUUCGAUCACUCCCGGCAGAGAUAUUUAGCGAUGUUGGAUGGUUCAACUCCUGGCCUCAUGUGUGA
This is a messenger RNA of Penicillium bovifimosum, 1233 nucleotides long. RefSeq lists its product as uncharacterized. Lineage: Eukaryota; Fungi; Ascomycota; Eurotiomycetes; Eurotiales; Aspergillaceae. The transcript has 2 exons. The record is from RefSeq and is a predicted model, not a curated record. The coding region runs from base 1 to 1233 and encodes 410 amino acids.